AUGUCCAUUAAAGACGGCGGCGACACGGAGGAGGACGUGCUGUUCAUCCACGGGUUCAUAUCGUCGUCCGGGUUCUGGACGGAGACGGUGCUGCCGCACGUGAGCCGGGAGGCGCGGGCGCGGCGGCGGCUGUUCGCGGUGGACCUCCUCGGGUUCGGGCGCAGCCCCAAGCCGGCGGACUCGCUGUACACGCUCCGGGAGCACGUGGAGAUGAUCGAGCGCUCCGUCAUCGAGCGGUACAAGGUCGGGGCGUUCCACAUCGUCGCGCACUCGCUCGGCUCCAUCCUCGCGCUCGCGCUCGCCGUCAAGUACCCCGCCGCCGUCAGGUCCAUCACCCUCGUCGCGCCGCCGUACUUCCCGGUGCCCAAGGGGGAGAUGGGGACGCAGUACGUGCUGCGGGCGGUGGCGCCCCGGCGGGUGUGGCCGGCGAUAGCGUUCGGCGCGUCGGUGGCGUGCUGGUACGAGCACCUCGGCCGCACCGUCAGCAUCGUGCUCUGCAAGCACCACCGCCUCUGGGAGCUCGCCUUCCGCGUCUUCACCUUGUACAGGGUGAGGACUUACCUGAUGGACGGCUUCUUCUGCCACACCCACAUCGCCUCGUGGCACACCCUCCACAACAUCAUCUGCGGCAGCGCCGGCAAGAUCGACAAGUGCCUCGAGGCCGUCCGGGACCAGCUCACCUGCGGCGUCACCAUCUACCACGGCGGCGACGACGAGCUCCUCCCCGUGGGCUGCAGCUACGCGGUGCAGUCCAAGAUCCCGCGCGCCAACGUCAAGGUGAUCGACGGCAAGGACCACGUCACCAUCGUCGUCCAGCGCCAGAGGGAGCUCGCCAGGGAGCUGGAGGAGAUCUGGGACACCAAACGGUGA
Molecule: messenger RNA, 870 nt
Organism: Triticum turgidum subsp. durum (durum wheat)
Lineage: Eukaryota; Viridiplantae; Streptophyta; Magnoliopsida; Poales; Poaceae
Source: the annotation of a GenBank genome assembly